Haplochromis burtoni (Burton's mouthbrooder) is the source of this 3408-nucleotide messenger RNA. It is a transcript of the gene golga2, whose product is annotated as golgin A2. Gene Ontology annotation, cellular component: Golgi apparatus; Golgi cis cisterna; Golgi cisterna membrane. Gene Ontology annotation, molecular function: protein binding. Lineage: Eukaryota; Metazoa; Chordata; Actinopteri; Cichliformes; Cichlidae. The transcript is spliced from 28 exons. Gene Ontology annotation, biological process: Golgi organization. The record is from RefSeq and is a predicted model, not a curated record. The coding region runs from base 62 to 3349 and encodes 1095 amino acids.
AGACGCGUAUGAGCGCCAAGCUGAUGACGUGGAUCGCUCAGUUGACCACCAGAGCAGCAGGAUGGCCGACCAGAGUAGGCAAAUAAAACUCGCUGCAGCUAAGAAAAAGCUGAAGGAAUUUCAACAGAAGAGCUCCCCUGCUAGUGUAGGAGGAGAAAAAGGAGGUGGAGCCAAGAAGAAGAGAAAGGUGAAGGGAUCCAGCCAACAUGAUGCACCUUCACCAGACAGAAACUCUCCAGACAAUUUUGACAGUUUUCUAAAAGCACUUAGUCAAAGCAAUGGAAUAGUCCUCCCUCAUUAUGGCAACUGUCAGACCUUUGCUGACGUGGAGGCCGUGAGGUCUUCAGCUCAGCUGCUGGAGGAGUCAAACAGCGAGCCUGAUUACAUCUCACCUUUGUCUAACCCCGCUAGCGCUAACACUGCUACUAACUCUGAGUCUGUCGAUCACAACACUGACCUCCAGGAUUACUCUGAUACCAACGGCAACGAGAAUUCAAUGGAGGAAAAUAGGCCGCUGUCUUCCACAGAGAGCCUGCGACAGCUCUCGCAGCAACUGAACGGCCUGGUCUCUGAGUCAUCUGCUGCAUAUGUGAAUGGAGAUGGCGCACCUCCUCUGAGUGAGCGAGAACUAGAGAGUCGAAACCAGGAGCUGGCAGCCGCCCUGGAAUCCAGCAACCUAACAAACUCUCAGCUCACUACCAAGCUAGACCAGCUGACACAGCAAUCUCAGGAGCUUACAGAUCAGCUACAAAAGGAGCGAAAAGAAUUUGAACAGAGAUUUUCAAAAGAGCAAGGCGCCAUGCGGGAGCAAUUACAGGUUCAUAUCCAGACCAUUGGCAUACUAGUAGCAGAGAAAUCGGAGCUACAAACAGCACUACAAUACACACAACAGGCUGCACGGCAGAAAACAGCUGAGGCAGAGGAGCUGAAUAACCGUCUGCAAUCAACAAAGCAGAGAGUGUCAGAACUUGAAAGAACUCUCUCUUCUGUCUCAUUGCAGCAGAAACAGUUUGAAAAGCACAACAAAGAGCUUGAAAAGGAAAGAGACAAUCUGAGAUUGGAGGUGUUUAGACUAAACAAUUUGAGUGAGGAGUCGAAGCAGCAGAGCUCGGAGCUGUCAGAGCAGAUAAAACUGAGUACACAAGAAAAUGCCGCAAUGAAGUUGGAGGUAGAAGAUCUUCGCAAGAGGCUCGAGAUAACUGACCUCAUGUUACAGCAGUGCUCAAGUCAGUCAGAUCCUACCAGUGCCAGCCAGCAGGUUCAGUUACUGCUGGAAGAGAAGCAGCAGGUGGAGGCGCACAAUCACCAGCUUAUGGAGUCCAUUGCGCAGCUGAAGACAGAGAGGGAUUGUUAUGCAGUGCAGAUCCAGGAAGAAGGUCGUGUGUGGAAGGACAAAACUGAACAACUGCUAACACAGGUUUCUCUGGUGGCAGAAGAGAGGGAUAGAAACAUCAACCGGGUGCAAGAACUGGAGGCCAGCAUUGCAGAGUUAAGAAAUGCUGCAGCGUUAUUUUCCCAGGAGAGAGAAGCUCAGCAUGGCGCAGAGCAUCAGUCCUCAGGACCAUCAGAAAAUGAAGUGGCUUUGCAGGAGGCCCUUAAUGCCCUACAACAAGAGAAAGAUGCCAUUACGUCACAGUAUCAGGCACAGCUGAGGGACAACGAGCAGCUGAGCCGUAUGUGUGCAGAGCAGGAGUCGCGUCUGGGGGAGCUGGAGCGUCAGGUGGAGAGCCAAACCCAGGAGGCUGAGGACCGCCGACGCAUGCUAGAGGAUGUUCAGUCAGACAAGGCCACUAUUAGCCGUGCUCUCACCCAGAACCGAACACUGAAGGACCAACUGGCUGAGCUACAGAACGGUUUUGUCAAACUGACGAAUGAGAACAUGGAGUUGACUACAGCCAUCCAAUCAGAACAACAUGUGAAAAAGGAGCUUGCACGCAGAAUGGGUGAAUUGCAAGAGGAGUUGCACAACGUCAAGGAGCAGCUUGAGCUGAAAUGUACAGAAGCUCAGGGUCUGAUGGAGCAGAGGGAUCAGGUAGCGGCACAUCUCCAGCAGUACUGUGCUGGCUACCAGGCCCUGGUCUCAGAGAGGGAACAACUUCACCAACAGUAUCUGCAGCAGAGUCAGCUAAUGGACCGACUACAGCACGAUGAAAGCAAUGGCCGUGCACAGCUGGAAAUGAGUCACAGUCAGCUUAAACAAGCCCAUGAGCAUCUGGAACAGUUAGUCAGAGACAAUGAGCAGCUGAAAGCUGAGGUGAAAGAGCUGCUCAACAGCUCUGCUCUUAUGACAUCACCCAGAGACCAAGGAGAUGGAGUGGAAAGCCAGUCCCUGCAAGAAAGUCCAACAAAGUCUUCUCCCAUAGUUAUUCCAGAGGAUUUUGAGAGCCAGAAAGAGAUGGAGGAUUUUAUUCGUGGAGCUCUGGCUCAACUGGAGGCAGAGAGAGACGAGGCCAGAAGGCAACUGGAGGAGGAGCGCAGGCUUCACAUAGCAGCCCGGCACCAGGCCAGCGUCACCCUAAGUCUGGAGCAGCAGCGCCACAGCCAAACACCUGUUAAUGACCACGAGCACGGUCACAGUCACGGUCAACACAGUCACUGUGAACACAGCCAUGAGCAUUCAGAAGGAGGAGUGCCAGUGGAAGUUCAUCAGGCCCUGCAAGCUGCAAUGGAGAAGCUGCAGCAGCGUUUCACAUCCCUAAUGCAAGAGAAAGCAGACCUGAAGGAGAGGGUGGAGGAACUGGAGCACCGCUGCAUCCAGCUGUCUGGAGAGACUGACACUAUAGGCGAGUAUAUUGCUCUGUACCAGAGUCAGCGGGCUAUUAUGAAACAGAAGCAUCAAGAGAAAGAGCAAUACAUCAGCAUGCUGGCCCAAGACAAAGAGGAGAUGAAGGCAAAGCUGGCUGAGCUGCAGGAUCUUGUGAUGAGGCUGGUAGCUGAGAGGAAUGAUUGGUACAACCGCUACACUGGAGCUGUAGCCGGCAUGGGCACAGUAAACCCUGACCUGCUUCCUGUUGGACAGGAACACACUCACCCAGACCACCAAGCACACACGCACACAGAGCUUGAUGCGGCCACUGGAGCAGCUAUGGAGGACAUCCCUCUGUCAGAACCUGCCGCCGGUCUGGAAGCUUCCUCAUCCCAGAUGCUGUUGACUGGAUCUGGCCAGACUGACUCCAAGCCCCUGGUGCCUAAAGAGGACGCCACAGCCCAGCAAAUCAUGCAGCUGCUUCAGGAGAUCCAGAACCCUCAAGGAGCUCAAAGAUCACCCCCUUUUCUGGGAGAAAACCCCUGCAUCCCCUUCUUUUACCGGCCUGACGAACAGGACGAAGUAAAGAUCCUGGUGGUGUGAGAUGUGGGUGUGACUGCGUAGGGGUGUGUGUGUGUGUGUGUGUGUGUGUGUGUGUGUGU